This is a messenger RNA of Saccostrea cuccullata (small rock oyster), 1054 nucleotides long. RefSeq names its product prion-like-(Q/N-rich) domain-bearing protein 25. The coding region runs from base 203 to 1054 and encodes 283 amino acids. The record is from RefSeq and is a predicted model, not a curated record. NCBI's taxonomy places the organism in Eukaryota, Metazoa, Mollusca, Bivalvia, Ostreida, Ostreidae. The transcript has 7 exons.
UAUUGUUUUGUAUCUAAACGUUUGAUCAUAUUUUUAAGGGCACUGCCUUAAUCCAUGUAAUGUAUUCAUUACUAACAUCUGGAAAGGGCAUCGGUAUAGAUUAUCUGGUCUAGUAUUGAACUACGGGACCCAAAGGACGAAUUUACCUUUAACAGAUUUCUGUUCAGAUACAUAUGAUGUCGACAAUAUUUACUCUAGAUAUAUGUCUGUAGAAUGUAAAGAUUGGAAAUAUGAUUAUUCUAGUGUUCUCUGCAAAUAUGAAAGUGAUUGUGGGGAGAAUGCUGAAUGUAUCUCACAUGGUGCAAUUGGUAUCUGUCACUGCAAGCCAUACCAUAUCAGGAUCAGUGGUUAUUGCUUCAGGGCGGAUGUUCCUAUUGGUGGUAUAUGUGUAUCAAAUAUUCAGUGCAGAGGCUCAAACUACUCUGGUGUUUGCUGGAAUUUGAGAUGUACCUGUAGAGCGGGAUGUACUGCCAUACAAAACAGUUGUUACCCGAAUGCAGAAAAAGUGACUUUAGGUGGGUUUUGUCAUUGGAAAUGGCAAUGCACUGGUACUUUUAAUGCAGACGUGUGCAAGGAUAAUAGAUGUACCUGCAAGAGUGGUUUUAUAUCACACAACCAAAGAUGUUUUCAAGCUGAUGUUCCUAUCGGUGGUCUAUGUGUGUCGGAUAUUCAGUGUAGAGACGCAAACUAUUCUGCUGUAUGCUUGAAAUGGAAAUGUACAUGUAGAGAGGGAUAUACUGCAAUACAAAACAGUUGUUUUGAAGGUAGCGUGGCUUUUGGUGGGUUUUGUCAUUGGAACAAGCAGUGUACUGGAAGUUUAUAUGCAGACGUGUGCAAGAAUAAUAGCUGUGUCUGUAAGAGUGGCUAUAUAUCAUACAACCAAACAUGUUAUCAAGGUAACGUAGCUAUUGGUGGGUUUUGUCAUUGGAACGAACAGUGUACUGGAAGUUUACAUGCAGACGUGUGCAAGAAUAAUAGCUGUGUCUGCAAGAGUGGCUAUAUAUCAUACAACCAAACAUGUUAUCAAGGUAAUAUUAUAUGCAUUUCAACAUAA